AUGGUGAAAAACGUUCUAUUGUUAGGUUCCGGCUUCGUUGCUCAGCCUGUCGUUGACAGUUUAUCUGCCGUUGAAGACAUUAAUGUCACAGUUGCUUGUAGAACUGUAACCAAGGCUCAAGAAUUGGCCAAAAAAUCUGGUUCCGACGCUAUUUCCUUGGAUGUUACUGAUGACGCUCAGUUGGAUGCAGCUUUGGAGAAACAUGAUCUUGUUAUUUCAUUGAUUCCAUACACUUACCAUCCAAACGUGGUAAGAAGUGCUAUCAGAUUGAAGAAAGAUGUGGUCACUUCCUCUUACAUUUCUCCAGCUCUAAGGGAGCUAGAACCCAAGAUCAAAGAGGCUGGCAUCACGGUCAUGAACGAGAUUGGUUUAGAUCCAGGUAUCGACCACUUGUACGCUGUCAAGACUAUUGAUGAAGUUCACAAGGCCGGUGGUAAAAUAAAAUCUUUCCUUUCCUACUGUGGUGGUCUUCCAGCACCUGAGGAUUCUGACAAUCCUUUGGGUUACAAAUUCUCUUGGUCUUCUAGAGGUGUUCUAUUGGCAUUGAGAAACUCUGCCAAAUAUUGGAAAGAUGGUAAGAUUGAAACUGUCUCUUCCGAAGAUCUAAUGGCUUCUGCUAGGCCAUACUUCAUCUAUCCAGGUUACGCAUUCGUGUGUUACCCAAACAGAGACUCUACUCUAUUUAAGGAACUUUACCAUAUCCCAGAGGCUGACACUGUCAUUAGAGGUACUCUUAGAUAUCAAGGCUUCCCAGAAUUUGUCAAAGUUUUGGUUGACAUUGGCUUCUUGAAAGACGAGGAAAGCGAGAUCUUCAGCAAGCCACUACCAUGGAAGGAGGCGCUACAAAAGUUUUUGGGAACCUCUUCUUCUUCCAAGGCUGACUUAGUCAAGGCUAUCGACUCAAAGACUUCUUGGAAAUCUGACGAAGACAGAGAAAGAAUUCUUUCUGGUUUCUCAUGGUUGGGAUUCUUCUCCGAUUCUUUGACCGUGCCAAAGGGCAACGCUCUAGACACUCUAUGUGGUCGUCUAGAAGAAUUGAUGCAAUAUGAAGAAGGUGAACGUGAUAUGGUCGCUUUGCAACACAAGUUCGGUAUUGAAUGGGCCGAUGGGACCACCGAAAUAAGGACCGCUACCUUGAUCGACUACGGUAAGGUUGGUGGUUACAGCUCUAUGGCUGCUACUGUCGGUUACCCAGUUGCCAUUGCAACCAAGUUCAUCCUAGAAGGUAAGCUAAAGGGCCCUGGUUUGCUAGCACCUUACUCACCUGAAAUUAAUGACCCAAUAAUGAAAGAAUUGAAGGACAAGUACGGCAUCUAUUUGAAAGAAAAAACUAUUGGUUAA
Molecule: messenger RNA, 1341 nt
Organism: Torulaspora delbrueckii
Lineage: Eukaryota; Fungi; Ascomycota; Saccharomycetes; Saccharomycetales; Saccharomycetaceae
Gene: LYS9
Product: saccharopine dehydrogenase (NADP+, L-glutamate-forming)
Exons: 1
Coding region: 1-1341 (446 amino acids)
Cellular component (GO): cytoplasm
Molecular function (GO): saccharopine dehydrogenase activity
Source: RefSeq, a predicted model, not a curated record